Messenger RNA from Cladophialophora yegresii CBS 114405, 1509 nucleotides. RefSeq lists its product as uncharacterized. Gene Ontology annotation, molecular function: protein binding. The transcript is spliced from 2 exons. The record is from RefSeq and is a predicted model, not a curated record. Lineage: Eukaryota; Fungi; Ascomycota; Eurotiomycetes; Chaetothyriales; Herpotrichiellaceae. The coding region runs from base 1 to 1509 and encodes 502 amino acids.
AUGGCCUCCCAUGUUGUGGUCAUCGAUGCCACCGCUCGAAGAACGCAAAUCAAGACAACCCCUGGGAAGCACCUGAGCGAGGUUCUCGAGGAGGCCUGCGCGAAGUUAGGUCUCAAUGCUGCUCAGUACGGCUUAAAACACAAUAAUAAGCAAGUCGACCUUUCCAAACCACUCCGCCUUUCAGGUCUCUCAUCUGGUGCGAAACUUGAGCUCGUCCAGCUAUCCAAAUCCGCCGGAGUUGUCUCGAUAGCCCUUCAACUACCAGAAUCGGAAGCAAGAGGUGUUCCCACUGCCAGACUCACGGACAAGUUUCCCAGUUCAACGACACUAUGGCAGCUACUCAGAAAAUUCGAGGCUGGAGUUGCUGGGAGUACAGACCCGCGGAACUUUACUGCUAGAGGAGUACCAUCAACCACCCAGGGUAAUUCGGGUGGGGGCAGAUUAUAUUACGAACAGCCGGUAAUUCAGAUCAUGAAUAGAGAAUUGGCAUCCUUCACAGACCUACAAAAGUCAUUAGCACAGUUGGGAUUCAACACUGGUUCCGCAUUGCUGAGGCUGAGUUUCCGCGCCACUCAGACUCCGCUCGAAGAGGCUAUGGUCGAGAUACAAGAGUACUUCACCUCUGUUGAGGGCGAAGGGCCAGCGGCUCCACCAUCACAACCACAGACAACUGCUCCUGCAACGGAACCGCAGCCUGCAGCAGUCACAACGCAACCAGAAUGGACGGAAGAUUUCCCUUCGCAGCCAGCUCUUCAAUCUCAGCCAGAAGAACCUGUCGCUUCUACCCCACUAUCACCGACUGCCACAUCAGCAACCGGUCGUCCGAUCUCUGUAUUCCGGCCCCCCACCGCAUCUACACCCUCAGCCGCCCUAAGAUCUCACAACGAAGCCGAUUACACGCCAACAGUUGAACAUGCACAAGUCCAUCAGAAACUGCUCCAGCAGAAUUCCAGGAAUAUCCGCCUGAAAACUGAAGCCGAGCUGACCGCUCAGGCUGAAGAGGAAGCUGCUAAAUGGGCAGCAGUAAAGGAUGUCGAGGUCAAAAUCCGCUUUCCAGAUCAAAGUACUGUUGUUACGCCCUUUAGCCAGCCGGACACUGCGGCAGACCUGUAUAAUUUUGUACGAGAGUGCCUGGAAGACCGAUGGCGGUCGGAAGUGUUCCUACUCCGAAAUCCAGGCAUUAGAGGAAAGAACGAGUUCAUUCCAGAUGAUAGUGGCAAGAGGCUGAUUAGAGACCUCCAGCUCAAAGGCCGAGUGCUUUUGACGUUCGCCUGGGACGAUCAGAAGGCCAGCGGUGGGGCGCGUAAUACCAAGUCUGUUCUCAAGGAGGAUUUGAGGAAGCGCGCCCAAGAACUGCAAGUACAAGACGUGACCAUGGUCGAUGUCGAGGAGAGAAAAGACCCUGGGGUCAAAAUCAAUGUGGGAAAGAUGGACACCGGUGGUUCUGAAGACGGUGGCCAGUCCAAAUCGAAGAUGCCUAAGUGGUUAAAAGGCCUGAGCAAGAAAUAG